This is a messenger RNA of Aplysia californica (California sea hare), 2212 nucleotides long. RefSeq names its product phosphoserine aminotransferase. Gene Ontology annotation, molecular function: pyridoxal phosphate binding; O-phospho-L-serine:2-oxoglutarate transaminase activity. Gene Ontology annotation, cellular component: cytoplasm. Gene Ontology annotation, biological process: L-serine biosynthetic process. Bases 175 to 1419 code for a protein of 414 amino acids. Lineage: Eukaryota; Metazoa; Mollusca; Gastropoda; Aplysiida; Aplysiidae. The transcript is spliced from 11 exons. The record is from RefSeq and is a predicted model, not a curated record.
AGCUUUUACCUCGCCCUUCCUUGUGACCCACAUAGCAAGUCUGCUGAGACGAAUCACUGCAUGCUCAGUUCACGUGCGACUCAGUGCGCCUGCGCGAACUGCCCUGUUAGAGGAAGAGCCAAUGAAAUGAGACUAGGUGACAUUGCCUGACCAAUCGGUCGAUGUAAACAAAGUAUGAGGCUGAGUAUAAAUUGUGAUGCAAGCCGCCUGUUCGGCCUCUCGCUAGUCAGAAAUACCCGUAGGAGCAUCAAGACGAGCUCAUACACACACAGAACCAUGGCUGAUCAAAGAAAUCAAGAACAAAACGGCAGACGGAUCAUCAAUUUCUCCGCCGGUCCUGCCAAGCUCCCAGAAGCCGUGUUGGAACAUGCGCAGAAGGAGUUGCUGAACCACCAGGACACAGGCGUCAGUGUAAUGGAACUCAGCCACAGAUCAGCAGAUUUCAGCAGAAUCAUCAACAGAUCGGAAAAAUGCCUCAGAGAUUUAUUAAACAUCCCCGACAACUACAAAGUUCUCUUCCUGCAAGGUGGGGGCACGGGUCAGUUCUCAGCCGUCCCUCUCAACCUGAUGGGGCUCAAGCCAGGAAAGACAGCCGACUACAUCUGUUGUGGCAGCUGGUCAGCCAAAGCCGCCCAGGAGGCGGAGAAGUUCGGCAAGGUCAACUUGGUGUUCCCCAAGAUGAAGAAAUACACGUCGAUACCAGACCCCUCAACAUGGAACCUCAACCCAGAAGCCUCUUAUGUAUAUUACUGUGCAAAUGAAACCAUUCACGGUGUUGAAUUCCAGUAUGUUCCCGAAACGAACGGCGUUCCGUUGGUGUGUGAUAUGUCCUCAAAUAUUCUGUCUCGUCACGUUGAUGUCUCAAAGUACGGUGUUAUCUUUGCCGGUGCCCAGAAGAACAUUGGCUGUGCCGGAGUGACUCUGGUCAUCAUCCGUGAGGAUCUGAUUGGCUUUGCCUCGGAGGUCUGCCCGGUCAUCUUUGACUACAAAAUUCAGUCGGGGAACAACUCACUCUACAACACCCCACCCACAUACAGUAUUUACAUCAUGGGCCUGGUGUUUGACUGGAUCCAAGAGCAAGGCGGCGUCGACCGCAUGGACAAAAACGCAGUCACAAAAUCCUCACUCGUCUACGACCUGGUCCGAAACUCUCAGGGUUUUUACAACUGUCCUGUUGAUGAAAGCUGUCGUAGCCGUAUGAACGUUCCCAUCAGAAUCGGCUCACCGGAACCAGACGAGGCCUUAGAAAAACAGUUCUUGGAAGAGGCGACAAAAGCAGGCUACUUGCAGUUGAAAGGUCACAGGUCAGUCGGGGGUAUCCGAGCGUCGCUGUACAACGCCGUCCGAGUGGAUGAGGCCCAACAUCUGGUGGAGUUCAUGACGCAAUUCAUGGAGAGAAAUCGGAAAACAACAGCAUAAACGAACUGACCGUAGACUGACCGCAGACUUCCCACUUCAAAACACGAGACUCUCUACUCUGCUCUGUGCUGCGUUGGUUUUCCUUGCAGAGCGUGGAUGUUCGUUAUCCACCUUGAAAGCGAAAACGUUUAAAUGUUUUAGAAAUGAAGUCUUUCAGUUCUGACUCUGCUAUUCUGUUUUCCAGAUUUUUUUGGAAAUUUGGUUUGUCUAAUCCAAGUCAAGAAAAGUUGUUUCUGAGUCUGACGCAGCUAUUUUUUGACGAUCUGACGAAGUGUUUAAUUGUUCUGUGCCCAGAGAGCAAAGUUUUUCAGGAGAGGGAGGAAAUAUUCCUUUUAUGAAAUUGCAUUAAAAAAGAAAGUUUCAACUAUUAGGGCUUUUAAGUACCGGUACACCUGAACUGCAGAUUGGGGCAUGAAGUAUUUAUAAAAUUCAACAAGAUCAGCCUGUUAGUGUUACCACUGUCAGAAGCUGGAUAGUAGGCCUACAUGAUCUUUUUUUUCUUCUCUUCGGAGAAGAUAAUCUGAACUUUUUCCCCCCCCAUUUCUCCUGACUUAUGACUGAUAGAAUGUAAAGAUGUUGGUGGAUGUACAUGUAAAUAACAAACAAACAAACAGACAGGCAGGGUAAAGUGACUCCAUUGUACAUUGUGUAUAAAGAAGACAAACCUAGAACAAUAUUAUGAUGAUGAUAUCUCUAUUUUCUGGACCAUUUGUGUGCGCAUACACGUUUGCAUUAUGUGCGCCUGUUGUUGUAUGAUUUUAUCAGCCAAAUAAAAGUGUUCUGCAUUUAAAAA